AUGGUGAACCCCGCCAGCCUCGCUAUCGGGGAUGGCGUGGUCGGUCCCAUCAAAAUCAACGGCGAACUGGCAGCGCGCAAGGUGUCGUUCAAGGGCUACCAGCUGACUGUGCUGGCGCUGCAGAACGACGAGAUCGUGGGCAAGGGCAUCCUUGAAUCUGGGAGCCCCUUCGAGGCUGACACGCUCGCCUACAUGAUGGACUUCAUCAAGCCAGGGUCAACUGUGGUGGAUGCUGGUUGCAACUUUGGCUCUUACUCGGUGUUCUUUGCGGCAAAAACGGGGCCUGGUGGUGCGUUGCACUGCUUUGAGCCCCAGCGCAAGAUGGCUCAGCUGGCCAACGCCAACGCCGUCGCCAACGGGCUGACACCCAUAAUGACGGUCCACAACAAGGCUUUGUCCUUUGCAGCGGGCAGCGUGGAAAUGGCUGCCAAGCUUCCUGAUGGCAGCCACAAGGACCAGUCUAUGGCGGAAGUCGAGGCUCAGCACGGUGGCAUCAACUAUGGCGGCUUGGCGCUGGGCAAGGGUGGGGAGCAUACUUCGGCCAUCACACUGGACUCCCUCGGGCUUCAAAACGUGUCCUUCAUAAAGGUGGAUGUCCAGGGGGCUGAGCAGCUCAUGCUGUACGGCGCUCAGGUGCUGAGUUUUGACAUGGCCGCCUUCUUCAAGGGCCUGGGCUACGCGGAAACCCGCAAUGCCGGAGAGGUCAUCCAGCAGCCGCCAGGCAUGGUGCAGGCUCUGGCCCCACCACACCGCAAGCUUCUGCUGGGGUGA
Messenger RNA from Monoraphidium neglectum, 771 nucleotides. RefSeq lists its product as hypothetical. The record is from RefSeq and is a predicted model, not a curated record. NCBI's taxonomy places the organism in Eukaryota, Viridiplantae, Chlorophyta, Chlorophyceae, Sphaeropleales, Selenastraceae. The transcript has 8 exons. The coding region runs from base 1 to 771 and encodes 256 amino acids.